Messenger RNA from Toxotes jaculatrix (banded archerfish), 3603 nucleotides. RefSeq names its product Ro60, Y RNA binding protein (gene ro60). NCBI's taxonomy places the organism in Eukaryota, Metazoa, Chordata, Actinopteri, Toxotidae. The transcript is spliced from 9 exons. Gene Ontology annotation, molecular function: RNA binding. The record is from RefSeq and is a predicted model, not a curated record. Gene Ontology annotation, cellular component: ribonucleoprotein complex. Bases 178 to 1809 code for a protein of 543 amino acids.
GAGCUGCAUCAAGCCGCCUAGCCCAGCUUUCCGUUGCCCGGCUAGGAAAAAGCUUAGAUGUGGGUCUUUAUAGUUUGUUGUUGGAGGAGACCGGGUGGCUAACAUUACAAUGUAUCUACGGCUGAGAAACCUUAGGAGCACUUGGACAUAUCUGACUACGCCUGGUCCAGUUUUACAAUGGAGCCAUCGGGAAGUGCUACAAUAGAUUCGUCGAGCAACCACACCCUGAACUCAACAGGUGGUGGUGGAGGUUGUCCAUGGGAGGUCAGCGAUAAGGCCAGACUGUGCCGCUUCCUCUGCUAUGGCUCAGAGGGAGACAUUUACACUGCCAGGGAGGAGGGUCGUGUCAGCAUGGAGAGCGCCGGAGGCCUCCUCUCUCUGCUGCAGGAGGGCCGGGGUCCUGAGGUGGUGGAGGAGAUAAAAAGGUUCACUCAGGAUGGGCGAGCUGUCAGACUCGGCCCCUCCUUCUUCGCAUUGGCUUUGUGCUCUCAGCACUCUGAGCUUAAGACGAGGCAGGCAGCUUUCAAAGCCCUGAAGGAAGUUUGUCGGGACCCUGCCCAUCUGUUUUCUUUCAUCCAGUACAAGAAGGAAUUGAAAGAGGGCAUGAAGUGUGGGAUUUGGGGACGUGCCUUGAGGAAAGCAGUAUCUGACUGGUAUAAUGAGCAAGAUGCUCUGAGUCUGGCUGCGGCUGUGACCAAAUGUAAACAGAGAGAGGGAUGGUCACACCAGGAUCUGCUCAGACUCUCUCACACCAAACCAGCUAAUGAAGCAAUUGCCUUGAUCAGCAAAUAUGUAACAAAAGGAUGGAAGGAAGUCCAGGUUGCUUACGCGGACAAAGAGAACUCAGAAGAAGUUGUCAAAGUACUUUCGUAUCUUGAAGUAGUGGAAAAGGUCAAACACAGUUGCGAUGAAACAGAGGUUAUCAAUUUAAUAGAGGAACACAAACUGGAGAGAGAACAGCUGCUGACAGACCACCUGAAAUCCAAACAGGUAUGGAGAUCACUGUUGAAGGAAAUGCCUCUCCAAUCAGUGUUGAAGAUCUUGGGUAAGAUGACGUCAAACAAAAUUCUUGAACCGGGAGGCUCAGACACACAAGCUGUAUGUGACAGAAUCCAGAGCGAGACAGCGUUAAAGAAGGCAAAGAUCCACCCUUUAAGCAUACUCUUGGCUUCAGAGAACUACAAAAGAGGCCAGGGCUACCAGGGUAAAACAAAAUGGGAACCAGACAGCAGCAUCCUCAAAGCAAUGGACUCUGCAUUUUACAAGAGUUUUAUGAAUGUGGAGCCUGUGGGUAAACGCUUCGUAGUGGCGGUAGAUGUGAGCACAUCACUGAGCAGCGUUGUCCCAGGGACGUCAAUCAGCACUGCCGUCGCUGCUGCUGCCAUUACCAUGAUUUUUGCAAGGUCAGAGGUGGACACACAAGUGCUAGCCUACUCUGAAGGAGCUUUGGUUCCAUGCACUUUGUCUGCUGACAUGACUCUCGCACAAGCAACAGUUGAACUGGUUAAGAUCCCAGGAGGGAACACAGACUGCUCCCUUCCCAUCAUAUGGGCCACAGAGAAUGGGAAAGCUGUAGAUGUGUUCAUCGUUCUGACCAACAACCCGUUGUGGUCGUUUACUGCCAGCCCAGUGGAGUCUCUACAAAAGCACAGACAGAAAUCAGGAGCCAGUUCCAAGUUGGUGAUGUGUGGACUGACUUCCACUGGACACACCAUCGCAGACACAGAAGACAGGGGUUUACUUAGCAUCUGCGGCUUCGACCUCGGAGCUUUGAGCGUCAUGCGUAGCAUAGCCCAGGAUCUGAUCUGAUUAAAUACUGGGACUUGGGUCUUGGAAUCAUGUGGUUAGAGUACAAAAAGGAGGCACAAAGUGGACCAAUGUGGCUCACUUAGCAUGUAGAGUGCCCUAAAACAGCACUAAUCCAAAAGAUGUUGACAUUUACAAUUCCAAUUUCUCUUUUUGUAUUAUGUCGCUUACAGGUCAAUUGACAAAGUGUCCAGCGGGCUGGACAAAUCUCUGGAAAUGUUGUGUGCAUAUAUUUUUUCUGAAAUUUGAAAAGGAGGUGUUAAGACAUGAUAUGUCAUUGCAUAUCAUUCUGUUAAGAGUAAAGGUGCAAACGGCACUCUGUAUGACGGGCUGUUUAGUGCUUUGAUGGUUUUUAGUGAGACACUAACCCAUUCAGUAAUAUAUUCCACUCAUUUAUAGCAAGAUGUUGGCAGAUUAAAUAAGGGGAAGAGUCAGAAUGUUAAAGGUUUAGUGCAACUGUAGGUUUCUUUUAAGGGGAUUUACUGUAGUUUCUAGUAUGUAUCUAUGGAAUGAUUUUAGCAGGUUUGAAGUGAUGGUAGAGGCGUUUUAAAUUUGAAAACUUGUCCCUUUGUUUUAUGUAGCAUUAUUAUAAAUUAUCAACCGAUAUAAAAGAAAUGAACUGAAACAAAGCACCAAAAGUCCACAGAAUACCUUGCAGUUUUUUGGCUAUUUGGUUAAAUUCUUUGAUUUAUUUGACCAGAGAAGAUUUUUUUUUAUACUGUUUACACAACUCUUGCCUUUAGCUUAGCUACAAUUGUUACUUGUAGUAUUAACAUUUGUUUUCCCCUAAGCCAGUUUUUAUUUUAAAAUGGAGUUGUCUGUUCUGCUCGUGUUGAAGCUCUUCUAUAAAAGAAUACCCUUGGUGCUCUUAAAUGUCAUGAUCCAUUUUUUUUGGGGGGGGGGGGUAUUUGCGUUAUGGACUAUUGUAUCGUCCUUUGUGAAACAAUGAUGCCAAUGUUUGGGACUGUAAGUCAGUUUACUGUAAGAUGAAGAAAUAGAUUUGUUCUCACAUUUUAGUCAGAAUUCUAUGCAUCACAAUAUGGGUUUUACUGUAUUAUUAUUAUUAUUAUUAUGUCCAGGAAGGAUAAAUCAUAGCUAUUUAACAACUGUUUACCUAGACUGAAUCUGCUAGCAAAGUAAUGAUUCUGUAUUUUUGAUGUAAGAAUGUUCGUUAUGCAAAAACUAACAGAUAAUUGCUACCCUCCUGGAAUUAAAUGAAUUGAAUGUACUUUUGUAAAACAUGUAACCGUAGAGAUUUAAAGUACAAUGCUUUAUAUUUCUUCAGACACUGAGUAAACACACACUGCUUGCAGUGUCUUAGCAUUAGGGGCCAAUUCAUUUUUGGGAAAUGCAAGAAAAUGACUUUAGUGGUGCUCCUGUUACAGUCAGCAGUAAUUGCUGUAAUUACUGACAGCAUUCACAGAACUUACCUUACUUAUUACUCAUUCUAGUGUAAAUCAUUCUUUAUGAAGAAAAAUAAACUCCUGACCAUGUUACUGUGAAGGAUUUUUGUCCACAAAUGCUGAUACUGUCAUUUUCAAUGUUAAGACAAUGUCCACUGUCUUUUUGGCCAAAGGUCAAAAUACAAUAAAGCUGAAAUAUUUAUGUAAUAUGCUUAUUGAUACAACGUUUGUAGUUGAAAGUCUGGCACAAAAUGUAGUCAAUAUGAAGUUUGGUAGUUCACAAUUGUUUCACCACCAUGGUUAACUUUUUUCCAUCCCAUUGUCUGUUGUAUCCAUUUUGCCUAACAUACACGUAUCUGACUGUAGUAGCAAUGUAAACCCCUAAUAAACAGUU